AUACUAUAAGUUGCAGUUUAAGUUCUUCUGAUCACGUUUUUAUGUAUUGAAGUGAGACUAUAUUUUUCAUAUAAAAACAAUAACAAUAAGGUGUAAAUAAACGAUCAAAGUACGGAUAACUGUAAGAGAAACACAAACAGUAAAUGAAACAGUAAAGUGUGAGAAAGGUGUUAAUCAAGGAAACGAAUGUUUGAACUCUUUUUGUCCUGAACUAAAAAUUUAGGUUAGAUGUAUCGGUGUAACGCAUCAACACGGUGCAAUUCAAGUUUAUUAAUUGCAGAACAUUCAAAGUAAACGAGAACAACGGAACGAUUGUAGGAUCUUAUAUUUGACUGUGAUAAUCUUUCGUGUGGAAGCUAGAUCAUAUUCCCGCGUGUCGACAUGGCGCAUACCAUUGCAAUUCUAUCCGUGAUACCUAGGUUAUCUUACCAUCUUCGCAUGCAACUUCCAAACUUAACGAUAUUUGAUGUUACGCCAGAUAAAGAUGAUACAUUAUCGAACUUGAAGCGCGCGGACAUACUGUUGACAGAUUGUGAUCUAUUUCUACCAUAUCUGGAUAAAUUGCAAUCUUUGAAAUGGGUUCAAACUACAUGGGCAGGUGUUGAGUCAUUAAUUCCAAAUUUGAAAGAUAAAAACGUUAAUUAUGCCGUUACCCGUUUCUCUGACGAAGCCUUUGGUUUGGCUAUGGCCGAGUAUGUGGUAGCUCACAUUUUCAAUUUCGAACGUAAUCAGAAGCAGCAGUAUGAAAAUCAGAGAAAUGGUCAUUGGGGAAGAGAUGACAAAAUUUCAAACCAUAGAUUGAUCCACGAUCUCUCUGUGGGCGUUUUAGGCUUGGGAAAUAUUGGAAAAUCGAUUGCAGAGAAAUUGAAAGUUUUUGGAGCCACUGUUUGGGGCAUAACGAGAACGCAACUUAAAGAAAAGUUAGAUUAUUUAGAUGAACAUAGAACAAUUGAAUCUUUACCUGAAAUGUUAAAACAAUGUGACUACAUUGUUAAUGUUCUGCCAUCCACUCCCAACACAUUGGGUCUAUUAAAUGGGGAUAUGUUACAAAAUUGCAAAGAUCGUGGUACAGUUUUCAUCAACAUAGGUCGAGGCGGAAUUAUUAAAGAAGCUGACUUAGUGAACGCUAUUCAGCAGCGGUGGAUCUCAGGAGCAAUACUGGACGUUUUUCAAAAAGAACCACUGCCAAAAGAUAGUAAAUUAUGGACAUUACCACAAGUCACUAUCUCACCACACAUUUCUGGUGUAACUCGCCCUCAGGAUGUUGCAAAAUUUUUUACUAAGAAUUACCAGAAAUUCAUCGAUGAUAAAAACUUGUUAAACGAAGUAAAUUUCCAUGUAGGUUAUUAGUUAUUUCAAAUAGUGAAACAAAAAUAUGAAAUAACAAGAA
Messenger RNA from Megalopta genalis, 1390 nucleotides. RefSeq names its product glyoxylate/hydroxypyruvate reductase A. Gene Ontology annotation, molecular function: NAD binding. Lineage: Eukaryota; Metazoa; Arthropoda; Insecta; Hymenoptera; Halictidae. The record is from RefSeq and is a predicted model, not a curated record.